This is a messenger RNA of Gossypium raimondii (Peruvian cotton), 1856 nucleotides long. Its product is annotated as protein S-acyltransferase 18. NCBI's taxonomy places the organism in Eukaryota, Viridiplantae, Streptophyta, Magnoliopsida, Malvales, Malvaceae. Gene Ontology annotation, biological process: peptidyl-L-cysteine S-palmitoylation; protein targeting to membrane. The record is from RefSeq and is a predicted model, not a curated record. The transcript is spliced from 9 exons. Gene Ontology annotation, molecular function: protein-cysteine S-palmitoyltransferase activity. Gene Ontology annotation, cellular component: Golgi apparatus; endoplasmic reticulum. The coding region runs from base 192 to 1721 and encodes 509 amino acids.
CAUAUAUUCACUAAAGCAAAACAAAACAAAAAAAACUUUAUAGUUUCAACUUUGAAACCAUAUACCAUGGAUUUUGGGAUUGUUUCAUAAGUAGCUUGAAUUUAUUUAAGUUACUUUAAUACCCAAAAAAAUCUGCUGUUGUUUCAGUUUUGUAUUCAAAAAAUUGAAAAAAAAAAUAAGGUUUUAAGAGCAUGAUGAGGAUCAUGAGACGCAAUGGUUGGCAGCGACCUCUCCAUCCUUUACAGAUGGUGGGAAUGGCAGUCUUUAGUUUCCUAGUUGUGGCAUUUUAUACAUUUUUAGGGCUUUUGCUUGGGAACAGAAUAGCUGAAAUCACUAUCACAACGAUCUUUUCCUUUGUGGCACUCUCAGUUAUGUUCCUGUUUGUUAGGUGUACUGCUAUUGAUCCUACUGAUAAAACCAGCUUUAAGAAGAAGAAAAAAGCGAAAUCUAAAGGGAUUUUGAAGCUAAAUUAUGGGUUCAUAUUGACCCAGAUUGUUAUAAGGUUUUUUAGGAGGUUGGAGAAGAAGAUUCUAAGGACUUUUAUAAGGAGGAAGUAUUUAGAUCCAUGGAAAACCAAUUUCCAAAUGGAACCCUUGCUACCAUUUCCCCUUGUCAUGAAAGAUGAUGCAGUUUCACCUGAUGUUAAAGAGGAUGAUAAUAUCUCUUAUUGUUCUCUAUGCGAUUUUGAGGUGAAAAAACAUAGCAAGCAUUGUAGAACUUGCAACCGGUGUGUUGAAGGUUUUGAUCAUCAUUGCAGGUGGUUGAACAACUGUGUAGGCAAAAGAAACUAUACAACAUUCAUUCUUCUAAUGAUUUUUGUCUUGUUAAUGCUGAUUCUAGAAGGAGGCACUGCAAUUGCUAUAUUUAUUAGGUGCUUUGCGGACAAGAAGGGAAUAGAGCUAGAGCUGGAGAAAAGGCUUUACAUAAAGUUCCCUAGAGAAGUUCUUGCCACUAUAACAGUUUUGUUGGCUUUGUUUACUGUUUAUGGAUCAGCUGCAAUGGGACAACUUUUCUUCUUUCAUGUAGUUCUGAUAAGAAAGGGAAUGAGAACAUAUGAUUAUAUAUUGGCAAUGAAAGAAGAGAACCAAUUUACAGUGGACCCUUUUGACGACUCCGAUGUCUCGUCGGACGACAGCUCUGAUUUUGAUUCACCCGAAAAAGCAACAUUCUUGUCGAGGUUCAUAUGCAAAGGACUGAGAACUCAGGAUCCCCCGAGAUUGUCCAUAAGAAUUGAUGAAGAUCCUAAAGCUUCCACCUCAACCAGCAAGAAGCAAGGGUUCCAUGUAAGCAUUGAUCCAUGGAAACUGAUAAAUCUUAGUAGGGACAAAGCUCUUCUAGCUGCAGAUAAGGCUAGACAAAGGCUUAUGAUACAAAAGCCAGCAGUGGAGAUUGAUGCAUUGAAGCCACUACCACUAGAAACAAAACAUGGCCCAUUAAUGAACCCUGAAAGAAAUAUGGCCAAUUCAGGAACAGCUGCAACACCUCUAGUUUCUAAAGGCAGAAUUCCAGGUUCACCAGGAAGACUUACAAGCCCGAGGCGUCGAUUUUCAGGCUCUCCAACUAUGUUUUCUGCUAUGCCAUCACCGUCACCAAAACAAAAGUACAGAAGCAAUUUCGAUUUGAAGUUAACCGAGGUUUCCAGGGAGCUUGAAACAUACAUUUCAAGGCAAGUUUUAUGUUCUGUCAUAAAGAAAGAUGAAAGUGAAGCAUCUCCAAGAUGAAAAAAAACAAAGAUUCAUUUGGUUGUUUGUGUGAAUUCUUGAUGAAACAUCUGAUUUAAUUUUUUUCGUUUUUGAACUCGUUUCGAACAAUGUGAUACUCAUUUUAGAUCGAUGAAUACAAAUACAGUUGAACAA